AUGGAUCUAUACGGCACAGGCAAAGGCGGCGUGGGAAAUAAUGUGUGCGUCGUCGGCACGGGCGUCACCGGCCUGCUGGCGGUGAAAAAUCUGGUCGAGCAGGGGUUGAAUGUCAGAGCCCUGGAGCAGAACGAGUAUCUUGGAGGCAAUUGGCACCAUUCAGUAACCGCGCAGCAAGUCUCGGCGCUGCCGGAGAUGAAGGUCAAUAUGUCGAAAGAAACAAAUUCUUUUACCGAUUUCCCAAUGCCGGAUGACUAUCCGUCAUUCCCCUCCGCGCAACAGAUCGGCAACUACCUCGAGGCAUACGCGGACAAAUUCGAACUCAUCAAGCACAUCGAGCUUUCGACGGCCGUGACGAGCAUCCGACGAGACGAAGAGGACGGCGUCUGGGUCGUUGCGACAAAGCACACCAAGACGGGCGACGAAGAGGAGCGAGAGUAUGACCGAGUCGUCCUGGCGACGGGCGCAUUGAACGUCAUGAACGUGCCCGAGAUCAAGGGCAUCGAAAAUUUUGCCGGAGACGCCAUCCACUCUCGCGACUUCAAGGACCCGUCGAGAUACGCCGGGAAGAACGUCUUAGUCGUCGGCCUGGGCUCGACUGGAGCAGACACGCUGAGCUUCUUGGAGAAUGCCGGCGCAAACAAGCUGUACCUCAGCAGCAGGAGCCGAUGUUCCUUGAUCCCCAGAACAAUCCGAGGACGACCGUGGGACCACUACAUGACACGCCGCAGGGACGCGAGGAUACGAACUCUGUUACGGCUGUCUCCCAGCGCCACCAACUACUUUGCCGGCAAAGCCAUCGGCCUCGUACAAAGCUACGCCUUUCCCACCCUGAGGGCACAUCCCUGCUUCAGCGGCGCCGUCAGCGGCCCGUUGUAUCGCAGCCCCUUUGUGUGCGACGACCUGCCAGAACUUUUAGACAGCGGCCGUGUCAAGGUCUACCCCGGAAUCAUGGGUGUUGCCGGUCCACGAACCGUCGUAUUCAAGGACGGCAGCGAGAUUACCGACGUCGAUGCCAUCAUCUUCUGCUGCGGCUACUACCACGACCUAUCCCUCAUCGAAGGCGAGGGCCAUCCUGCGGAUGCUGAGUUUUCCAUGGACGCUUUCGAGGAGCUCAAAGCCGCAAAAUAUUACACUCAAAAGAACCAAUAUCAGAGGCUCUACCACGGCAUCCUGUCGGAGCGAUACCCGGAGUCGCUGGCAGUCCUGGGCAGUCUGACAACCCUGCGCCCUACGUUUGUGCUUUACGACCUUGCCACCAUGGCACUUGCCAGUAUGUGGUCCGGCAGCUAUCCACUGCCCUCACCGCGAGCCAUGAAGAGGGAGAUUGAUUCUCAUUACAACUUCGUGGUGCGAGCCCUCCAGAAUGGCCCGCUGGCCUAUCUGGGUCUUCGUAUAGACUUCCAAGGCACAUAUGCCUGGCUCAAUUCUGCUGCAGGCACAGGUGUCAUAGAACGGCUCGAGGGAUGGGGCUGGGAAGCGUGGAAGUUCUGGUGGAAAAACAGGACGCUGUACAAGUUCAUCAUGGACGGGCCGAACGUCUCGGCGGUAUACAGGCUCUUUGACAUUGGCAGAGGGAGGAAGCCGUGGGCCGGAGCUCAGGCGGCCAUUGAGAAGGCCAACCAAAGGCCGGUGGAGAGGGUCGAGGAGAUUCAAGUGGUUCAAGAGGUUCAGGUAGUCCCCGAAGAGAUUGAAGCCGCCAAUGAGGACACCCCGGACGGGACAGAAGUUGCGGAUGAUGACGCGGAUGAAGGAGACUUGGUGGAGCAGGCUGAGGCUGAAUGA
Molecule: messenger RNA, 1785 nt
Organism: Trichoderma citrinoviride
Lineage: Eukaryota; Fungi; Ascomycota; Sordariomycetes; Hypocreales; Hypocreaceae
Product: FAD/NAD(P)-binding domain-containing protein
Exons: 4
Coding region: 1-1785 (594 amino acids)
Molecular function (GO): NADP binding; N,N-dimethylaniline monooxygenase activity; flavin adenine dinucleotide binding
Source: RefSeq, a predicted model, not a curated record